AUGCCUGUUGUGUCACGUCUUGUGUCUAUUGUGCUGCGUGUGGCUGAAAUCGCCUGCGGUGCUGUCGUCGCGGGUAUCAUCGGUCGCGACCUAACUUCCUACGACGGUGACAUCUGGCCCCAAGCUCGAUGGAUCUACACUGAGGUAGUCGCCGGGUUAUCCAUCCUGCUAGGCCUGAUAUGGCUUAUACCAUUCUCCUCCUCCUUUUUCACUUGGCCACUUGACGUCAUCAUCUCCUUUGCCUGGUUCGCUGCGUUUGGAAUUCUGGUCGAUGCAAUCCACAAACUCAGCUGCGGUAGUAUCUGGCACUGGGGUGGUCUUACGCACAACGAUAACUGCAGUCGACGGAAAGCAGCCGAAGCGUUCAGCUUCAUCUCUGCUAUUGUAUGGAUGGUUUCGGCGCUUGUGGGCAUCUGGUUUACCUUCCGUGUCAGGAAGUCCACCACUGAUGCUGCCUAUGGACGUCGCCGUGGCUUCUUCAGCAGAUCCGCCGUGUAA
Aspergillus tanneri is the source of this 498-nucleotide messenger RNA. RefSeq names its product MARVEL domain-containing protein. Gene Ontology annotation, cellular component: membrane. Bases 1 to 498 code for a protein of 165 amino acids. The transcript has 5 exons. The record is from RefSeq and is a predicted model, not a curated record. NCBI's taxonomy places the organism in Eukaryota, Fungi, Ascomycota, Eurotiomycetes, Eurotiales, Aspergillaceae.